GAAAAGGGGUCAAUUCCUCCUAGCAAACUAAUGAUAGAAAGUCCUCCUAUUGCAUCAAAUGAUAUACCAGAUGAUAGACCAAAAGUAUCUGAAUUGAUAGAGUUUUAUGAGUCACCAAGCAAAGGACAACUGAUACUAACUGGAAAAGUAAAAGAUUCGACUUUACAAGAGACAUUUAAGACUCUUCCCCCAGCAGCACCUGUACCAUCACAAAGUGGACAACAUGAACCAUUUUCAAUAGCAAAAGUGCCUGCACAACAUCUACCAAUAGCAACUAAAUUAAGUCAAUCAUCACAGCCUCUAUCACCAAUGGAACCUAAACCAAAAAAUGAAAGCUCACAAGAAUCAAUGCCCCCACCAUUGUCACCUCAAAUAGAAUCACUCUUUCAGAAGCCUUCGCAAUCAACAAAUAAUACAUCAAUAAAUUUAAAGCCACAAGAAACACCAUUACUUUCACAGUUCUUUUCAUUACAAGAUCAACUACCCCCUAUACCACCAAGACGUCAAAGUUUAUCUACUGUAAAUGCCCAACCAUUAUCAUCACAAGUUAAAAUUUCUGCUCCACAUUCACCACUGCCACCAAGACGUCAAACUAUUACACUACCAUUGCCACCUAAACCACGUCGACCAACAAUAACUACACAACCUCCUCCAAAAGCACCUAAACCACGUCGACCAUCAAUAACUAAUAAGCCUCCACCAAUAGCAUCUAAGCCAAGACGAUCUCAAGAUUCAUCAUCAGCUCCACAUGAUCCAACAGCAACAGUACUGCAAGAUAAGGAGGGGAAGAAAGAUCCAUCAUCAUUAGAACCAAUGGAAGGAUCAAUGUCACCAGAAUACAUUACAAUGAAAGAGAUGUUAGCUGAUCUUGUUGAUCUGUUGGCAGGAAAUGCUUCAGUUAUUUCUCAAUUAAAUAAUCGCCUAUUUUCAUCUGAUCUCAUUCCUAAAGCAGUACAUGUUACUGUGGAAAGUACUGCAGGACUCAGUCCUUAUGAUAGAGCUAAUAAAAUAUUCUCUUCAGUACUAGCAACACUUGAGUGUCAUCCUAAUCUUAACAGUGUGCUCUCUUCUCUCAUUACUUCACUACAGAAAGUAGGACUGAAUGACAUGGCAUUUAAACUAUCGACAAAAUUAAGGGAUAAAGGAGGUAGCAUAGAAGUUGAGCAAAUUGAGCCACCAUUAGCACCUAAACAACAACGACCAUCGCUAACUAAAGAACCUUCAUUAGAUGAACAAUAUCCUGACACAAAAAAUGAUGAGCAUGAGUACCAAAUACCACACCUGCAGUCAGUGUAUGUUGAGUCCCCCUCUAGUAGACCUGCAGUAAUACAACUUAGUUCAAAGGCAGAAGUUGCUCGCACAAUUGAGUCACUACACCAAGAGCUUACUAGUCUUGUCACUAAAAUAAGGAAAUAUUUUAAUGAACUUGUUUCAAGUGGGAAAUUAGAAGUAAAUGACAUACGAUAUCAUGCAGAAGCAUACUUGAAACAAGCAUUAAAUUUAUCACUUGUAAACAUGGACACUAUAUUUAAUGCUAUUAGCCCUCAUUAUGAUUUCUUCAAUUUUGGAUUACUCAAGAGUUUAGUACAUCGUUUCAUCCCCUUAUCAGAUGAUGUUCAUGCUGAACUAAUUCAAUACAUUAAGAAUGUUGAUGAGUUCUCAGAAUUAUCACAAUUAAAGCACAUACGAUCAAAAAUCAAAGAGAAACUGUCAUCAUUACCAGCAGCAGCCUCACCAACCACUAGCAAUCAAACAAAAGUUGUCAUUGAACUAAAUCAUAGAUGGGAAGAAAUGACUUUGCAAAAUUUUAAAAGAGUUCUUCAAUAUUACUUUGGACAUAAAGUAACAGAUAUUUUCUUUAUAGUGGACAUUGAUUUUGGUUCAGUUGUCAUUACGCUGUUAAUACCAACCUCACUAUCACAGUCUAUUAUUGAUACAAUCAGUAACAAUAAAGAAUCAAUGAGUAGAUUAGGAAUAUUGGAAGUUGCUGUUAAAAUUCCUAUCGGAAGAAAAGAUGAUAACAAUUUCAGCACUUCGCUCAAUGAAUUGUUUAAAGCUGCUGAUAGCUUUGAAGAAUUUAUGCUACUGCAGUUAGGAGCUGAUCCUAACAGUAAAGAUGAGGGAGAAUAUGGGGUAAUAAUUGAACAGAACCUAUUGUAAUUCUGUUUGUUUGUCUGUACACGUAAGCAAGAGUACUCUUGACGUACAUCAUGGUGUGAUUAGGAGUAGUAGAAUUUUAUGUUUUGCAUUUAUUUGGCAUUGAUUUAUGCCCACCAAUAGAUUGUUUACAUAAUA
Molecule: messenger RNA, 2295 nt
Organism: Amphimedon queenslandica
Lineage: Eukaryota; Metazoa; Porifera; Demospongiae; Haplosclerida; Niphatidae
Product: pollen-specific leucine-rich repeat extensin-like protein 2
Exons: 4
Coding region: 31-2160 (709 amino acids)
Source: RefSeq, a predicted model, not a curated record